ACAAUGAGGGGGAGGGGGAGGAAGAGGAGGGGGAGAGAGUGCGUGAGAUGGGUGAUGGAGUUGGGGAUGCCAGCAAUGGCACAGGCAGUCGAGAGUCAGACCCGUAUGCAGUGGAGAAAUGGGUGGAUGAUUUUGACGUGGCUAGCCUCAUGCAGGCCGUGCUGGGCGCUGACUGGCUUUCCAAGUACCGCAGCGGCAACACGGGCUAUGACAGCCUCUUGGCUGCCCCUGCUGCUGCUAUUGCUGCUGCUGGCCGAGGUGGUGGUGCUGCUGCUGGUUUCAGCGGUCCUGCUGGUGCUACGGUUGGGCAUGCUGCUGUCAGCGGUCUUGCCAGGGCGAACCCACCUUCCCAAUCUCAGCAGCAGCAGCAGCAGCAGCAGCAGCAGCAGAAGAGCUCUCCCUCUAUAACCCUGCUGCGCCUGCCUGACUUCUUAUUUGCACAGCCCGCGCCCCAAUCGGCAUCUGCACAGCAAACACCUGAAACUGUACGGGCACCUGAAACUGUACGGGCACCGGAAACUGUACCAACACCUGAAACUGUACCAGUGCCACAAGCGCCUCCAUCCUCCAUUCCACCCACCUCUAUUUCGUCCCCCGCCCCGAUCAUCCUCGCCCUUGCCCCCCCCACUCCCAACGCUCCCCCCACUCCCAACGCUCCCCCCACUCCCAACGCUCCCCCCACUCCCAACGCUCCCCCCACUCCCAACGCUCCCCCCACUCCCAACGCUCCCCCCACUCCCAACGCCCCCCCCACUCCCAACCCCCCUCCGAAUCCAAACGCCCCUCCCAAUUCCCACCUCCCCCAUCCCUCAACUCCCUCGCACACCUCUCAACCCGUCCAAACCACGGCCCCCCCGCGUCUGCGGGCACGUCGACGCUCCAAUCUACCUAUGGAAUUCCGCCGCUGCUUCGUGCUCACUCCAGGCCAAAAGCGUGCAGUUUGCCUCGUGGCUUAUUCCUUCCCGGGCCUCAAAAGCGCCACUCUUGCCGAAGCUGCCCUGCAGGCUUGGAGGAGCCCCAUGUACGAGUCUACGGUUUGGUCAUUGUUGAAGCAGAGUGAUUGGUGGAUGGAUAUUCCCAAGGGGAAGGAGGAGGAGAUGCGGAAGAGGGGGAUGCGGUGGAAUAGGAGGAAGAAGAGGUUUGAGAAGGAGGAGGGGAAUGAGGAGGAGGAUGGGAACAACGAGGAGGCGGAGGAAAGGGGGGAUGGUGAUGAUGAUAAUGAAGAUCAUGUGUUGGAGAUGGAGUCAGGCGAGGGAAAAGGAGGAGGGGGGAAGAAGAGAGUGGGCAAGGAGGAGCAGGAGCAGCAGCAGCAGCAGCAGCAGCAAGGGAGGGGGAAGAAAAGAUGGAGGGUCACAUCUGCUGGUCUUUUGUCUGACCCGUACGACCGGAAAGCUGAUCCGUACGAAUUGGAGAAGUGGGCGGAUGAUGCGGACGUCUCCAGCCUCAUGCGGACGCUCUAUGGCCCGAGCUGGCUUAGCGAAUACAUCAGGCUGCACACCCACACUGAGAGUGGCGGUACUGGUGGGGGUGGUGGGGGUGGUUGCAGCGGUCGCAGUGGUGGUGGUGCUUACCCCGCCAGAACCACCUGUGCUGCUUACCCCGCCAGAACCACCCAUGCUGCUUACCCCGACGAGACUGCCCGAUACGACGUCCCUGCCGCGAGCACGCGCAAGUCCACUCGUGCUGCUUCCUUUGGCCGACGCACUGUGCCAAGCCCUUCGGCCGAAGGUAAGAAGCUGAGAGCUGCUCGCGCUGCUGCAGCCGUCGACCCCCCUCUGCCGUCGCUUUGGGGAAGGCGGCGUGCCGAUCGCCAGGCGUCUCCAGAGCGGCAGCAAACCCCAGCAGACAGAUCGGAUAGCGGUGGGGAUAGCGAUAGUGAUGAUGGUGGGGAUGGUGCUAGUGAUGGCAGUGGUGAUUCAUGGGCGGAAGAAGAGCUCACAGGCAAUCGUUCUGCUUCUCCCAACGAUCCUAAAUCGUCUCUAAACUCACGUCUGUACACAUCUUUGUCGAGAAAUCGACAGCUGGUCAUCAAGCGGGGUGCUGGUUGGUAUGGCGGUGCUUGUGGGUCUGGUCGUGCUGGUCGGUAUGGUGGUGGUGCUGGUGGGUAUGGUGGUGGUUCUGGUCGGUAUGGUGGUGGUGCUGGUCGGUAUGGUGGUGGUGCUGGUGGGUAUGAUGGUGGUGCCGGCAUGUCUGGUGGUGCUGGUGGGUAUGGUGGGUCACAGGCAAAAGGGCUCUCUGGAAUUCGCUCUGCUUACCUCGGCGCGACUCAAAGCACGCCCCCCCCAUACACAUCGAUGCAGCAGCAGCAGCAGCAUCAGCGGCAGAGACCAAUGGGUGCUGGUGCAUCAUGGGCCGGUGACUUCUCUAACCCCCGUGGUGCUGGCCUCAACUCCCCUCUGCCCAGGUCUCGAAACACAUCAAUGCAGCAGCAGCAGCAGCAGCAGCAGAGACCAAUGGGUGCUGGUGCAUCAUGGGCCGGAGAUUUUACUAGCCCUCGUGCUGCUUGCUUCAACCCUUCUUUACCCACGUCUGCAAACACGUUCGCACAGCGGCAGCAGAGACCAAUGGGUGCUGGUGCAUCUUGGGCAGGAGACUUUUCCAGCCCUCGUGCUGCUGACAUGUCCACACAGCGGCAGCAAAGACCCUUAGGCGGUGGUGUGUCUUGGGCGGAUAACCUUACUGGCUCCCCUGGUGCUGAUCUCAACAGCCAUAUACCCACCCCUGGGUCUGCGCGUGGCAAGCGCAUGCCCAAGUGUGCGUCUAAACAGCCUCAACAGCAGCAAGGAGCAUGGGGCGGUGGGGACUGGGAGGCGGGUGCGGGUCUGUCUGGCAAUGGCUCUGAUUACCCUGACUCGCCAUUCACGUCUGUGCAACAGCUACCAAGAGCAUCAGGGGGAGGUUCUUGGGAAGAGGGAGGAGAGAGAGGGAGUGGAGGGGGAGGAGUGAGAGGAGACGGAGGAGCCGGAGGGGGGGAUGGCAGGGCUUCAGAAGACGGGGUUAGAGAAGAGGGUCGUGGGGAAGGGCGGAGAAAGGAGAGGAGGGAGAGGGAGAAGGAGAGAGUGCGAGGGAAGGAGAGACUGAGAGAGGAGGGAAGGCGAGAGGAGGGAAGACGAGAGCAGGAGAGAGUGCGCGAAAAGAGAGUGAGGGCGAAGGGUGGAGGGAGAGAGAAGGGGAGAAGAAAGGCAGAGGAACGGGCUUUGGGGAGGAAAGAGAAGUGGGGUGGGAGCGACCGAAAGAAGGUGAUAGGCGAAAAGCAUGAGGCAGCAGGGGAACCGACCAGGCUUGGGAAACCUUUUCAAGCGCCUCAGAAAGGUGGAGAGGACGGGUUGAAGGCAGAUCAAACGAAGUCAGAGAAAACGAAGACAGAUAAAACGAGGACAGAAAAAGAGCUCUUUGUAAGCUCGAGUGAGGCGGGAAUGGAUGGGUCGAAGACAGAAGCUCCUGUGAAAAAGAGGCCAGGUAAGCGAAACAUCUCCUUCCACACUGCAUGGGCCAUGCUGGUCGGUGGGGGGGCAGGGGAGGCAGCUCAGAAUACGGAUGUGCUGCUAGGCCGGGGGCCAGAUGGAGAGAAGGCCGGUGAGGAGAGAGAAGCAGGGAGACGGACAGGAGAAGGGGAAAGGGGGGAGGCACCUCAGAACACGGAUGCUUCGGUUGGUGGGGGAGCAGAAGGAGUGAAGGACGAUGAGGAGAGAGAAGUAGAGAGACUGUCAGGCGAAGAUGGGGGCGGGAAAGACCGUGAGGGGAGAGAAACAGAGAGACGGAUAGGAGGGGACAGGAGCGAGAGGGGUGGCAAUGACCUGGAGAGGGGCGGCAGUGAUCUGGAGAGGGGCGGCAGUGAUCAGGAGAGGGGCGGCAGUGAUCUGGAGAGGGGCGGCAGUGAUCAGGAGAGGGGCGGCAGUGAUCUGGAGAGGGGCGGCAGUGAUCUGGAAAAUGAUGGCAGGGAAAGGGGUGGCGGGAGAGGAGAGAGGGGUGGCCAUGGGCGCGGGAGGGGUGGCAAUGGUCGGGAGAGGAGUGGCAAUGGUCGGGAGAGGAGUGGCAAUGGGGGAGAGAGGGAUGAGAAUGGGCGGGAGAGGAGUAGCCAUGGGCAGGAAAGACGCGGCAGUAGACGACAGGCAGAGGUGAUUGAGGUCAUAGUGAAGGAAGAGGAGCAGGAGUGGAGUGGUGGUUCUAGCAGGAGUGAGAGGAGGGGUAAGAGUGAGAGGAGGGGUAAGAGUGAGAGGAGGGGUAAGGGUGAGAGGAGGAGUAAGAGUGAGCGAGAGAGAGAGAGUGAGACUGAUAGUGAUAGUGGGAGUGAGAGUGGAAGUGAGGAGGACUCAGAACAAGAUGUAGUGGAGGUGAGGCGAAGAAGGCGGAGAGGAGGGAAGAAGAAAGGCAGGAAGGGUGAGGGUGAGAGUGAGAGUGAGGAGGAUUCAGACGAAGAUGCUGUGGAGGUGAGGAGAAGAGGGAGGGGGAGGGGGGAAGGAGGAAAGAGCGGAGCCAGGAAGGUUAAGCAUAAGAGGAAUGAGAGUGAGAGUGAAAGUGGGAGUCAUAGUGAGAGUGAGAGUGAGGAGGGUUCCGAUAAAGAUGUAGUGGAGGUGAGGAGAAGAGGUAGGAGAGGAGCGAAGAGGAAAGGUAGGAAGGGUGAGAGUGAGAGUGAGAGUGAGAGUGAGAGUGAGAGUGAGGAGGAUUCAGACGAAGAUGUAGUGGAGGUGAGAAGAAGAGGGAGAAAGGGGGGGAAAGGAAGAAAGACGGGAGGCAGGAAAGAUAAGAGUGAGAGUGGAAGUGAGGGUGGAAGUGGGAGUGAUAGCGAGAGUGAGGAGGAUUCAGAUAACGAUGAACUGGAGUUGAGGAGAAGAGGGGGGAGAGGAGGAAAGAGGAGUGGCAGGAAAGGGGGGAAGAGGGGUGGGCGGAGAGGAGGAAAGAAGCGGAGGAGAGAGCGGGAGAGAGGAGGCAAGCGAAAGCGAGUCGCCGAGUUGAGUGACGAGGAUGAGGAUGAUAGUGAUUAUGACGACAGUGAUUCUGACGAUAGUGAUUCUGGCGAUAGUGAUUAUGUCAAGGAUGAGGACGUUGAGGAAGAGGAGGAAAUUCGUAACAAGAAGAGGAGGAAAUCCAUGCAUGAUGGAAAUGGCAACACCGUCUCAGGAUCAGCUGCAUUGAACAGUGGAGCAGCAGCAGCAUCUGCUGCCCUUGGCAGCAACCCGGGCCAGGCGUUUGCUCUGAUGGCGCAGGCUGCCUCACGGGCUGCAUCUGGGGCGGGCUUGCCUCUCCCGGCGUCAGUCACGCCUGAAAGGGCCGCUGCUGCUCUAGGUGCUGCCGUGGCUUCUAGGGUGGGGAUUGGUGCUGCUAGGGCAGGGAUUGGAGCUUCUAGAAGCGGGUCAACUGCUGUUGCUGGGGUGGGGGGUGCUGGUUUGGCCCAGCUUCUGAAUGCACUAAGUGCCAGUGGAGUGUUAAAUGCUGGUGGAACGCUAAACGCUGGUGGAACAAGAAACGCAGGCGUUGGUUUUGGUACUGCUAGUGGAAUGGGAGGUCAGGUUGCCGCCCAAUUGGGUCAGUUAUUGCUGCAUCAGCAGCAGCAGCAGCAGCAGCAGCAGCAGCAGCAGCAGCAGCAACGACAACAGCAGCAAACCUUCCCCCGGCAGCAGCAGCAGCUGCAAUCCCCUCAACUGCAGCAGCAGCAGCAACAGCAGCAGCAGCAACAGCAGCGACAGCAACAACAGCAGCAGCAGCAGCAGCAGCAGCAAGGUGUGCCUGGUCGUAGAGCGUUGCUUACACAGCAGCUGAAGCAGAUUCAGCGGGAGCAUCAGCAGCAGAGGCAGCACGUGGGCCGGCUGCAGGAGCAGCUGCAGAAGCUGCAGGGGGAGGCGCAGCAGUUCAUGUACCCGACCCAGCAGCAGCAGUGGCAGCAGCAGCAUCUGGAGCAGCAGCUGCAGCAGGCGCAGCGGUUUGCAGCGCAGCAGGAGGCGCGGAUGAAGCAGCUGAGGAAGCAAAUCGAAAGGAUGCACUAGCAGGUGUUUUGGACUUGGCAGCUGGGAUUCGAAGUAGCGACUGCAGGUGAGGAAGCAAAUAGAGAGGAUGUAUUAGCGGGUUCAGGUACAACAGCAGCUUGGGACGCAAAUGGAGGGAUGCAUUAGCGGGUGUUUUGGAUACAACAGCUGUGGGCAAAGGUGAGGGAGUAGAAACAGCAGGACGCGCGGACGCAGCAGCUGAGGAAGCAAAUAGAAAGGCUGCAUCAGCAGAUCAAAAGGAUGCACUACCAGGUGUCAUUGAUGCUACAGCUGUGAACACAAAUGGAGAAGCAGCAUCAGCAGCAGAGGCAGGACAUGCGGCAGUUGCAGGAGAGAACGGAGUACUGCAGUUGCUAUGGACACAGUGGAGGUUGCGGACCCUUCUGUAGCAGCAGCAGCAGUAGUGAACUGGUAAAAUGUUGGGGGCACCCAGUAGCAUCAAUGACACCUACCGGUAGGUUGCUUCUGAGUUCCUACUCCAUCAUUCCUACUGGUAGGAGUUUGUUACUUGCUGGUAGCAUACUACAUACUGGUAGGAGUUUGUUACUUGCUGCAUUAUAUAAUCAAGCAGAGGCAUUACCAUGUACAAUACAACUCCUAAUGCACU
Messenger RNA from Closterium sp. NIES-67, 6591 nucleotides. Lineage: Eukaryota; Viridiplantae; Streptophyta; Zygnematophyceae; Desmidiales; Closteriaceae. The record is from the annotation of a GenBank genome assembly.